Messenger RNA from Eremothecium cymbalariae DBVPG#7215, 585 nucleotides. It is a transcript of the gene DAT1, whose product is annotated as Dat1p. The transcript has a single exon. The record is from RefSeq and is a predicted model, not a curated record. Lineage: Eukaryota; Fungi; Ascomycota; Saccharomycetes; Saccharomycetales; Saccharomycetaceae. The coding region runs from base 1 to 585 and encodes 194 amino acids.
AUGGCGAAGACUCUAGCUCAGGGAAGGAAGCCUGGUAGUGGGCGCAAGCCUGGGAAGGCCAAGACCUUACUGGAAGGCAGGAAACCGGGAAGUGGACGCAAGAAACGGCAGGCGAUAGAUGCGAUGGGAGCAGCAUCACUUAGUGGAUAUGGGAGCUUUAAGGGUUUAAAUAAAUCGGGGGUUUUAAAGAAAAAGGAGGAACAGGCGAUGAUGGCUAAUAUGGGCUACGUUAGACAGAUGGUCACGCCAGUAAUUACGCCAACGUUGCCCAAUGCGCUUAUAUCUCCUGCCCAGUAUAUCACCAAUGAACGGGCUCCAAAUUUAAUACGGCACCAUGAACUAGAUGUUCUAGAUGCAUUUGAGAAAUUGAGAAAGUCGCCGCCUCCACAACAGGUACCGCAACUUCAGGCACAUCCAGUUCCGUAUAUUGUGCGGCCAAACCUACCAUGGCCCAUUGAUAGCCAGUCAUUACAAAGACCUAUACUAAGCCCUGUACCUACAUCAGCUACGGUAAAUGUCGCAGAUAUUAGCGUGCAGAACGGUAAUAAUGAUCAUAUAGUACCGACGUCAAAUACGACGCAGUGA